Penicillium subrubescens is the source of this 1029-nucleotide messenger RNA. RefSeq names its product zinc-dependent alcohol dehydrogenase family protein. Gene Ontology annotation, molecular function: oxidoreductase activity. The coding region runs from base 1 to 1029 and encodes 342 amino acids. The record is from RefSeq and is a predicted model, not a curated record. The transcript is spliced from 4 exons. Lineage: Eukaryota; Fungi; Ascomycota; Eurotiomycetes; Eurotiales; Aspergillaceae.
AUGAAGCAAUGGGUGGUGGAGAGCAAGGACAAGGAUUUUGACGGCCUGGUCUAUCAAGAUGCGCCAGUGCCGGAAGUUGGCGAGAGCGAAGUACUGGUGAAGCUCCAAGCUGCUUCGCUGAACUACCGUGACUUGAUCAUUCCCAAGGGCAAGUACCCAUUCCCGACCAAAUUGCCCGUCGUUCCCGCUUCCGACGGGGCCGGCGAGGUCGUCGAGGUGGGUUCUAAGGUGACCGAGUUCAAGAAGGGUGACAGGGUGGCGACUCUUUUCAACCAAGGACACCAGUAUGGCGAAAUCGAUAUCCCCGCGACACACACUGGUUUGGGUGGUGUGAUUGAUGGUGUUUUGCGUGAAUAUGGUAUCUUCAACGAGAAGGGACUCGUGAAAGCUGCCAAGAACCUCAGUGCCCUCGAAAAUAGCACCCUUGCAUGUGCAGCCCUUACAAGUUGGAAUGCUCUAUAUGGCCUGAAGCCGUUGAAGCCUGGUCAGACUGUUCUGGUUCAAGGAACCGGAGGUGUCAGCAUGUUCGCCUUGCAGUUUGCCAAAGCUGCUGGUGCCACUGUGAUCGCAACGACUUCCUCCGACCAGAAGGGCGAGAAGCUCAAGAAGCUCGGAGCCGACCACGUCAUCAACUAUAAGAUCGAUCCGCACUGGGGCGAAACCGCUCGCAAGCUCACUCCAGAUGCCGCAGGUGUGGAUCAUGUUAUUGAGGUUGGCGGACCUGGAACCCUGCGACAGAGCUUCAACUGCAUCAAGUACGAGGGCGUCAUCAGCGUGAUUGGCUUCCUGGGUGGCGUCAAUGCCCAGGACCAGCCUGCAGUAUUGGACACAUUGAGCAACAUUUGUACCGUCCGUGGUGUGUAUGUGGGUAGUAAGGCUCUCAUGCGGGACAUGAUCCGCGCGAUCGAGGCCAACGAUAUCCACCCGGUCGUGGAUGAGAAGGUCUUCACUCUUGAUCAAGCCCGGGACGCCUAUGAGUACAUGUGGGCACAAAAGCAUUUUGGAAAAUUGACUAUCAAGGUCAACUAA